This is a messenger RNA of Caenorhabditis briggsae, 792 nucleotides long. It is a transcript of the gene Cbr-mrps-14, whose product is annotated as Protein CBR-MRPS-14. NCBI's taxonomy places the organism in Eukaryota, Metazoa, Nematoda, Chromadorea, Rhabditida, Rhabditidae. The coding region runs from base 1 to 792 and encodes 263 amino acids. The record is from RefSeq and is a predicted model, not a curated record. The transcript is spliced from 6 exons. Gene Ontology annotation, cellular component: mitochondrial small ribosomal subunit; ribosome. Gene Ontology annotation, molecular function: structural constituent of ribosome. Gene Ontology annotation, biological process: translation.
AUGCGUUUAUACGGUAUACGGUGGAAUGAUGGGAAGAAGUUUGACAAUUUUUGGAUUCCGAAUUCAGAAUACGUCAAAAUUCAGAAUCUCACCAAACUAGGUCUAUAUGGGUAUCAAAAUGUCAGAAAUUGCAUGAAAAAUACGGUUAACGAUGUGAAAAUUUCAGAAAAUUGCUGCAGUAAUCCACAAAAGACUUUGAAUUCCAGAUUCCUGUCCACGGUGGCUCCAGAAGCAGCUGCUUCUCCAGCAGCCGACGCUGCUGCUGCUGAGAAUGCAGAAGUCGUCGAGGAUUCUGGAAAGCCAACGAAGACCCAACGCCUCACCCAACCGUACUCAUCCAAAGCGAUCACCACGCUGAAAUUGGAUCAGUAUCCAUUUAUACCCCCAUUUCCCCCUUCGUCUCCAUUUCCUAUGACCAAUGCAUACAUGUCCCUUUUGCUCAGAUAUGUGGAGCGAGAAUGGUGGAAAACCGGAAAACGAAUGACAUUCUGGGCGAGUUGGCGUCAGUUGAGAGAUGUCAAGCGGCGGCAACAAGUGCAGGAAGUGGGCGCGGAUCGAAUGCGUCUAAAAGCCAUCAAAUUCAACACAAUCCUCCCACAAGCGAUUCGUGACGAAGCGGCCGAGAAGAUGCAGAAGGCCCGUCGUUACGAUCAUCCCCGUCUGAUUCUGAAUAUGUGUCAAUUCACAGGACGUCAACGUGGAAAGAUCAAGCCGUAUCGACUGAGUCGUCAUCUGUUCCGUCGAUUCGCCGAUCGAUCGGCGUUGUCCGGCGUGCAGAGAGCCAUGUGGUGA